CCUGUUCCUCCAUCUUGCCCUUUCUCUGUACUCGACCCCCUCCCCCUCCUGGACUCGGUUGAAAUGUCAAAGUUUUCCACCCUCCCAGACAUCGACCUCACCUCGGUAGACGUCUACGAGACUGCCUCUUCUCCCGAGCUCAAGCCGAGCAAGGGCUCUCGCAGUACAGGAAGGAUUGGCUCAGGAGCAGGGGGUAGAGAUUCAGAUGUCAGCACGGACGAGGACGAGGCAGAUGGCGGGGCCGGCUCGCCUUCUCAGAGGCGGAGGCGAAGAGAAAGAAAAGCUGAAGAGGAAGAUGGGAGAGGAGUGAUCGACAAGAAGGGGAUCGGGAGUGAUGAGGCGAGAAUGAGGUUCCAGGGUAGUACAGAGGUGCAACGAGGAGAGUCCUCGCUUUCCCAGAGUCGGCGAAAGAAGGAUACCACCUACAUCGACUCGGACAUCUAUGAGCUGGAAGCUGCCAGCAACAGAGCUUCAGAGACCCCACUAGCACGUCUGAGACGGCUGCGCUUAGAGGCGGAGGAACUGGAGCAGCAGCUAGCAGCACAAGCAGAGACUGAGGCAAGCACGGAUGGAGCAGCUGCCAAUGGGACGACGGCGCAGCCUUCGCCGGAGGCCUUGCUGGCUCAGGUACGCGCUCUGAGGGUAGGACUGGGCAAUCUCAAUGGUGCCUCGGCUGAUGGGAAAGACACAAUGGCAGCCAGCAGAGUUGCAGAUGCUCGGAGUCUAUUGCAAGCUCUAGAGAACGGCUCCACUGUAAACCUAGAUGCUCGCGCAGCAGACACAAAGGCUGCUCACAGCGGUGCAGCUACAGCAGCUGUCACUGGGUCUACGGCUCUUGCUGAAGUCGAGGAGCGCUUGGCUGCACUUGAGUCAAUUGUGGGAUCUAGUCAAGGUGUGCUCGAAGAGACUCAGUCGCUGCCUCGUCCCUUGCUCCCGACAUUAGCUCGUCUGGAGCACCUCUCGACGCUGCUCAAUCAGCCCCGGCACAUUGACGCAAUUUCAAAGCGAAUCAAGAUCUUGGUCUCAGAGCUGGACCGAGUCUACGAGUCGAGGAAGAAGCUUGCCGCGCUUCCUGGCAACCUCUCCUCGACUGUUGCUACGCUCAACGAUGGCAAGAGCUCCAGCAAGGGCGGUGAAGACGCGGCCACCCCACUAGAUCCCAUCACUCUCUCGAAGUUGGACGAUCUCUUCGCCCUCUCGUCUCGCGUACAGCCCCUGCUGCCCCUCGCGCCUAGCCUACUCGCAAGACUGCGCUCGCUAUCAUCUCUACACUCGUCAGCAUCGCAAUUCUCGUCUUCCCUCGACUCGCUCAAGACUUCUCAAGGCGAGCUCAAGAGUGGACAAGAAGAGGCGAAGAAGGCUCUGAGCAGCUUGGAGGAGAGCAUGGCGGGAAAUGCAGAGAGGGUAAAAGGCAACCUCGAUGUGGUGAUGAAGCGCAUGGAGGAUCUGGACAAGAGGCUCAAGGCCUUGUGAGAGAAGUCGUCGUCGUUCUGCAAUGUCACACUUGAUACCCAU
Molecule: messenger RNA, 1515 nt
Organism: Microstroma glucosiphilum
Lineage: Eukaryota; Fungi; Basidiomycota; Exobasidiomycetes; Microstromatales; Microstromataceae
Exons: 3
Coding region: 64-1473 (469 amino acids)
Biological process (GO): mitotic spindle organization
Cellular component (GO): dynactin complex; cytoplasm
Source: RefSeq, a predicted model, not a curated record